AAUAUCUACGACUACAAGUACAAGAGCCCGCCUUGUGUUCCAAUUUUGGCACCAAAAUUUUUGAAAUCCCCAAUUCGUUUAAGUCUUACUUCCAUUUCUUGAUUUAGGGUUUUUCGGUUUUCUCUGUGUAGAACCUCUGGAUUUAGGGUUCGUGUUUGAUUCAUCCCUCUCUCUCUCUCUUUUGGUCUUGAUUCCUUCUCGGCUCCCUCUGUUUGUUUCCGAUGGCUACUGAAACCCUAGAGGAGAAGAAACUGGAGACCGAAGCUCCGGCAGAGGAUGGAGGUGGUGUUGGUGAUUCCGGGAAAGCUGUUUCUCGGGAAAGUGACGAGGCGGAGGAGAAAGACGAAGCGAAAGAGAAAGAAAACGGUGUAGAGAGCGAGGAAGAAGAGACGGGUCAGAAGGGGAGUAGCGGAAUAAACAAAUCGGUAGAUAACGAGCCGGUGACCCCGCUCAGUGACAGGCCUACCAGGACGAGGAAGAAGGUGGAGCGUUAUUCGCUGCCCACUCCUUCGCGGUCCUCUGGAAGCAAGUCUGUAUCGAUUGUUAAGGGUCGUGGAACAAUCCUCAGGGAUAUCCCAAAUGUGGCUUAUAAACUAUCCAAGAGAAAACCUGACGACAAUCUCCUCUUACUUCACACCAUCCUUUAUGGAAAGAAAGCAAAGCCACAGAUGCUGAAGAAAAACAUUGGCCAGUUCUCAGGCUUUGUAUGGUCAGAGAAAGAGGAGGAGAAACAAAGAACAAGAGUGAAGGAAAAGCUCGAGAGAUGUAUCAAGGAGAAAUUAAUCGAUUUCUGCGAUGUGCUGGAUAUACCUAUAAACAAGAGUAAUGUGAAGAAGGAAGAACUCUCUGUCAAAGUGCUGGAAUUUUUGGAAUAUCCGAAGGCAACAAGAGAUGUCUUACUUGCUGACAGGGAAAAUAAGCCAAAAAAGCGCAAGGUUACUCCGAAAGAGAAUUCUGGGGAAGCAUCUGAGGUUACAACCAAGAGAAAAAGGCAGCCCAAGACAUCUGGAGAGAAGCGAAAUCAGCCAUCUGAAACUGAAGAAACCAAAGAGGAAAGAGAUGAUGCGUCAGAAGGAACUAAUGAUUCUCAUGAAGAAGAUGAGGCACCACUGAAGGAAGAAAGCGAUGACAUAGAUACUCAAACUGAAGACGAAAAAGAUGAAGCUGAGGGCAAACAGUCAUCUGAUAAGAAAAGCUCACAGAAAAAGACUGUGAAAGGUAGCUCUGGGACCAAACGUGAGGAUAAAGCAGCUUCUACCAAUCAAAUGACUAAGUCGACAUCGUCCUCGACUAAGAAACAGAAAGUUGAAAAUGAGGGUCAAAAGGAUCAGAACGAUUCCUCUGAAGGGAAAGGCAAGAAACGAUCAAGUAAAUCACUGGCCAAGGAUCUAGGUAAAGAAAAAUCAGGUAGGAAAGGUGGAGCAGAGCCCACGACAAAAGAGAUGUUUGCAGUGGUGGCCAGAAUUCUUAAGGAAGUGGACUUCGAUACGGCAACUCUAUCCGACAUUCUAAAGAAGCUUGGUGGGCAUUUCGGUGUUGAUCUCAUGCAUAGAAAAGCUGAAGUGAAGGACAUCAUCACAGAGGCGAUGAAGGAAAUGACUGAUGAUGAUGAUGAUGAUGAGGAAGAUGAGGAAAAUACAGAGGCCGGAAGUGACAUAGAGAAGGAAGACGAAGAGAGAAAUGACUGAUGCUUGUAAAAGAUUGACGACAAUGAGAAGGAAAACAGCAGCCAAGGAAGCCCCAACCCAAGAGAAAUCGGCUUUUGGCAUGGUGCACAAGAGUGGUGAGUUGGCUUUUAUCUUUUCGGGGUUUGAAGCUAAAUGAUUCCUGAUGAUACCUUUCGAUUCACAGUCAGGGCUUUGUUUGUUGGUAGCGUGUAAUCUUUGUAGUUUCAGGCUGUAUACGGUUUGUCUUCUUCUUCUUAUAGUGAUGUACUGUAGAUCAGAAGUUAGGGUUCUAACUCGGUUCCUCACUUGUCUUAGGAAAGGAUACGAUUUGCUUGACGGGUUUGAUUUGAUUGGGAUUUGUUAAUGUUAAAAAUGACUUUGGAGUGUGAGAAUCAACCUUUCCUCCAACA
This is a messenger RNA of Tarenaya hassleriana, 2077 nucleotides long. RefSeq names its product protein DEK-like. Gene Ontology annotation, cellular component: nucleus. The record is from RefSeq and is a predicted model, not a curated record. Gene Ontology annotation, biological process: regulation of double-strand break repair; chromatin organization. Gene Ontology annotation, molecular function: histone binding; DNA binding. NCBI's taxonomy places the organism in Eukaryota, Viridiplantae, Streptophyta, Magnoliopsida, Brassicales, Cleomaceae. The coding region runs from base 222 to 1688 and encodes 488 amino acids. The transcript is spliced from 11 exons.